Messenger RNA from Somion occarium, 1176 nucleotides. The record is from the annotation of a GenBank genome assembly. Lineage: Eukaryota; Fungi; Basidiomycota; Agaricomycetes; Polyporales; Cerrenaceae.
GAUCUGAACGCGAUCACAGAAGCAAUUGCCGCUUUUGAACCCGUUGGAAGACUUUCACGGUCGUGUCUCUUGAGCGUUGCUAGACGAAGAAUGCAGACAGCGCCUUUCCAGCUACCCCGAGGACUAUAUAUGCAGGUCCCAGCAUAAGAGCAGGCUAUCAAUCAUGCUUGGCUUUCUUACUCGCUCUUCAGACAGGCCUAAGUCGACAGACGCCCCACUCGCACAAUCCAACGGCGUGAAGGAUGCGAACGUCGUAGUCGACACCCCGUCUUCCAACGGACAGGCUGAGACAGCUGAGAAAGGUACAUCCAAGGGCGAGGCAGGGAAGGAGGCUGAUCCGGAGCCCAAGAUGGAGUCUCAAAUCACACAGGAUGCGUCCUCCCAGCCCUACACGGGACCCACCAUUGACACCGUGAUGACGCCUCAUAGUGACCGUAGCAGCAGACGGUUUUCAUGGAAACUUCCUUUUCUCAGUGGAAGUGCCCGGCACGAAGCUGGAACGCCUACUCUAUCUGCUGUAGCAGAGCACGACAGGAAACGUCACGGCCGCGACGACUUUGAGAAGUACGAAAAGAACCUCUCUCGUUCAGAGAAACGUGCAGAUGAAUCCGCCAUCAUCAUUCGUACACUCAUUGUUGGACCAUCCGGCAUCGUGCCUAUCUCCGCCAAGACAAAACCUUUGUCAGAAGCAAAGCUAGCGAAAGUCAAGUCAGAGCUCGUUCGUCCAAAGUCCGCCAACAAGGGAGUCUCGUGUCAAUAUUCGAAGUUUGCUGAGCAAGAUAAGGGUGCAAUCGUCAACAUCGAGAGGCUCAAUAAUCUAAGAACAACACGUACGCAGAUAGGAGCCGCGAUAGGCAUAUCGAUAACUCGCCUAUCAAUCGGUUGGAGGUCCAUUGUACGAUUUUGCGUUAACGCUGUUUAAAAGUACAAGGUUGCUGUGAUGAGACUAAAGAACAUACAUAUAUGGAACAAGGACAUACAUGUCGCCAUGACCGGUACUCGGAGGAUUCACGUGAAAGAUUUCCUGGUACAAGCAGAAUUUCUGUAUUCCCUGGUUGCUCCUAGGCUAGAAUGAUUUGAGUUCCAAGUGGUACGAUCUUGAAGUAGAGGCGCGCGAGCCCAGGGCAGCCAGGGGAAAAUAGAUUAGGACAACAUGUUCCAUCUACGAUGAUUAGC